UACUAUUUUAUCGUUCUAACAAAGUGUACGUUCUGGUCAUACUCAAGAAAAGAAUACGCAAAAACGUUAUCAUCUCUUUCUCCAAGCCCAAACAUUUUUCAUUCUAAAAAUAAUCUCACUAAGUCGAAGAAAAUUCAUGUCUUCAUCGUCAUGUUCUUCUGUAAUUCCUGGAAUUCUCUCCAACAACAGAAAUUUAACUUACACUCUCUCUCGCCGUAACUUCACGCGCCACUUAACGUCGCCGUGCAAUGGCGGGAGGAAACUCGGGCUUCAUUUGAAGAAGAAGAAUAGCUUAAUUGUCAGUGUAAAAGGAGAAGCGUUACAGUACAGAAAACUUGGGGAUUCCGACCUUGUUAUUAGCGAAAUCACUCUGGGCACUAUGACAUUUGGGGAGCAGAAUACAGAGAAAGAGGCUCAUGAAUUGCUUAGUUACUCGUUUGAGAGCGGUAUUAAUGCUAUAGACACUGCAGAAAUGUAUCCAGUUCCAGUAAAAAAGGAGACACAAGGAAGGACAGAUCUUUAUAUUGGUAGCUGGUUAAAGUCUCAACCUCGAGAUAAGGUUAUUUUGGCCACGAAAAUUGCUGGUUACUCAGAGCAAUCAUCAUACUUGCGAGAUGAUGCAAAGGUUGUGCGAGUUGAUGCUGCUAAUAUACGGGAAAGUGUAGAGAAAAGUCUUAAACGUCUCAAUACGGAUUACAUUGAUUUACUCCAAAUACAUUGGCCAGAUCGAUAUGUUGCAUUAUUUGGUGAAUAUUUAUAUGAUCCUCUAAAAUGGAGGUCCAGCAUAUCAUUUGUUGAUCAGCUGAGGGGAUUUCAGGAACUCAUCGAUCAAGGAAAGGUACGCUACAUCGGUGUUUCCAACGAAACUUCAUAUGGAGUAAUGGAGUUUGUUCAUGCUGCUAAAAAUGAGGGACUACCAAAGAUUGUCAGUAUUCAGAACAACUACAGUUUACUAGUGAGGUGCAAGUUUGAAAUUGAUCUUGUCGAAGUAUGCCACCCGAACAACUGCAAUAUUGGCUUGCUUGCUUAUUCUCCACUGGCCGGUGGAUCACUGACAGGAAAGUAUUUAGAAAUUGAUUCUGAAGCUGCACGAAAAGGAAGGUUUAACUUAUUCCCUGGCUACAUGGAAAGAUACAAUAAGUCUGAUUCUAAGGAAGUAACAAAACAGUAUCUUGAAGUGGCCAAGAAACACGGUCUAACCCUAGUCGAGCUAGCUCUUGGAUUUACACGAGACCGUUCAUUUAUGACGAGCACAAUCAUAGGUGCAACUUCUCUUGACCAAUUAAAAGAAGACAUCAAUGCAUUUUUGUCUACUCAGAGGCCAUUGCCACCGCAGGUGAUGGCAGAUGUCGAAAAUGUGUUCAAGAGAUACAAAGAUCCAGCCAUCGACUAGGAUCCCAAGUUUCAUAGAGUGAAUUCUUGAUGGUGUUAUUCAAAAAAUUUCGUGAUAAUUCUCCUUUUGUUCUUGCAUUAGUUAAUAAUGAACUUCGUAAAAGGACAUCAUACAUAUUAGAAAGCUCGUUUUCUAUUUGGAGUAUCAAGAGGGUUCCCCUAAUUCUAUAUUUUAUAUCCCUGUUUUUGUUAAAGCAUACUAAAAGACUGUUGUGAUAUUCUCCAUGAUCCUUUCUCGAUUA
Messenger RNA from Olea europaea var. sylvestris, 1634 nucleotides. Its product is annotated as protein tas. The coding region runs from base 137 to 1393 and encodes 418 amino acids. The record is from RefSeq and is a predicted model, not a curated record. Gene Ontology annotation, molecular function: oxidoreductase activity. The transcript is spliced from 8 exons. Lineage: Eukaryota; Viridiplantae; Streptophyta; Magnoliopsida; Lamiales; Oleaceae.